GUCGUGCAAAAGUGAGUUACAGUAAUUUGGCUUUAGAAACUGUUAUUUUUCUCCCUUUAAUUGGAAUGGUAUCUGUUUCUGCCUGCAUCAGGAUUUCCCUGUAUGUGCAUAAGGAUAUUCUUAAGAUGCAUUUCACAGCAUUGUCAUAAAUGUUCAUGGGAAGUUUGCAACACGUCUAUUUAUCACGUUUUCCGUAUUUUAUUGUUAUGACGUUACCUAAUUGUAAUAUUUCAAAAUGUUACUGCCUGAUGAUAUUUUAUUAUUUCAAGUAUAGUGUUAGUCAAGACUUUUCCUCAUGGGGUGGCAUAUUCGAACUGAAAAAAAAAAGAAAAAAAAACUUUACAAAUAAAGCAAAAGGCAAAACUUAAACAGAAUGGAAUGCCUGUCACAAAGGAACAUGGCUAAAGUUGACGUAUAUAAAUUGACUGUGCUGUCAUUCAACUUCCAAUAUUUACAUUCGCCCUAUUAAAUUAUGACGUUCAUUUUAUAUGAACAGCAAAAGGAAAGGCAUUAAUGUUACGUCAACGCUGCUUAGUGAUAAUGAGCCGCUGUUUUUACGACGUCCGCGUAUAGUCUAUAGUCAAAGAAAAACGUUCCUUAGAUGACGUCCCUGUUGUUCCGUCUGGUGAACAAAGUGACCGGAAAGCUGACUUUAAUGUUAAAUGCAACAAAAUGUGUGCAAUUUGUAAUUUACAAAUGUUUACAAAUAAAACGGAAAUAUAAUGUACUAAAUAUAAGAAAUGAAACUUUUUUUCAGAGAAAACCAAAAAAAAAAUUUCAUUUCUUAAAUAUAUCUUUUGAAAUCUCCAGAGUCUCAACAAAUAUAUACUCUGGAUACAAAAAAUAACCCCGAUGGUGCAAAAUAUAUAUACACAAUUACUCUAAACCUUGUAUCAAGUAAAGGAUUUAUAUGGUGGUAUGUUUAGGACUGGUGGUAUGUUUAGGACAUGCAUUUAUUUUUUUAAAGAUUAAAUCAUAUCUUAUCCAGUGCGCACGACAUCUUAUUUCAAACGCACGACAUGUUAUCUCGUGCUCACGACAUCUUAUCUCAUGCGCUUGACGUCUAAUCUCGUGCGCACGAAAUUUCAUCUCGAGCCCACGACAUCUUAUCUCGUGCGCACGACAUCUUAUCUCGAGCGCACGACAUUUUAUCUGUAUAUAUUAAGGCCCUUUUUUGUGUAUUCAGCUCUGACAAAAUACUGCUCUUGUAACUUUGAAUCAGCGAUGCAGCUGGAUAAAAUGGAUAUUAACAGAUAACAAUAUUGUCAGCUUCUUCAUUAACACAGCACGUCCGUUAUAAAUUUUAUGUAUUAUGUUGCAUUCAUAUACAGUCAUUUUUACGAACCUUACGUUUAAGAUUUCAAUUGUGUGGAAUAAACAGAGGCGAUAUCAAUGCUGGAAUCCUUUGAAAUAUUUGCCUCACCUUACAUGGAACCUUUAAAACCUAAGGGAAAGUGACCGGUGUUUGUAGAGAAAUUUAAUGCAUUUAAGUUCAGAGACAUCUCUAAGCUUAGCCAUAACCAGAAGACAAGCAAGUAGAUGAUGAAAAUAAGUAGAAAAACGGAUAAACAGUCAUUGAAGACCAACAGUUACUUUGAUGAUGUACAAAUAACAUUUAUGUAGCUGGUAAUAUGCAGGAUUGUGCAUAUUUGUUAAAUACAAUUUUACGGGACUGAAAACAGCAUGGGUUUUGACGAUAUCCUUUAUUUAACACUUUUAGAUCAUUCAAAAGAAUAUAAAAAUAAAAUCCUCUAUGUACACUUGAAGUCAUUAUCGCCCUAUUUACAAAUCUUCCUCUUUGAUAAUAAUUCAAGUGUUGCAAGUAAACAUUUUGAUAACAUGAGUUAUCUUUCAUUUGAUAAUGUGCAUUGAAAACAAGGAAAAUUUAUUUAAUUAGAGGACUAAUCACAAUUUUUCAUUUACAACAAUUUGAGAUAAUAUUUAUUUAAGAUAUACAUACUUAAAAUUUUACAUAAAGGAAUUCUACCAGUAAGCUAAUAGCGAUUUAUAUAUGAAAUACCUCCCCGUAUACAUUCAAUCAAUAUAUGUUCAUCCUUCAGGGAUUGUUAUAAAAUGAGGAGUACUUUAUACUGCAUUGAAGGUUCUGUCUGGUUCAUUUUAGUAAUCCCGUCCUGUUGUACUUGUAGUCUAUGCUUGUGUUUGUAUUGUGUGCGUCUGCGUGCUGUAGGUUGAGCUUUGAGGAGGCUGCAUGUUUGAAACGUGGCAUUACUUGUUGGAUAUUCAUCCUUUUUAUAAUGAGACAUCUCUAAGCUCAGCCAUCAAUCAGAAGUCAGUUAGGUGAUGAAAAUAAGAGACAUGGCUUACUAGAAAAAUGGAUAAACAGCCAUUGAAGAAUCAUUAACUCCAACAGUUACUUUCACGAUGUACAAAUAAAUUUUAGGUUGAAAAUGCCGUCAGAAAUAAAAUUCAGUAUACUUGCAAUUAUUUGUAUCAUUGUUACAAGUAGCAUCAGCGUUGCCAUUCCGUACUGGAUUACUGCAGAUUAUACACUUCAGCAAGGUGAAACAAUCCAUGAAUAUGUAGGACUAUGGAAAGCAUGUGCUAACGCACCGGGUGAAUCAGUAUGUUCAUCGUUUACGGAUGUUAAAGACUUUGUGAAUGCCACUCGUGGUUUGAUAAUAACUGGUAUCAUUUUAUUCGGAAUAAGUCUUUUAUUCGCAUUUAGAAUCGCUGGAGAGGAUUCAAGGAUCACCUCAGCAAACAUGUGUAUAUUUUCACUUGUUGUAGGAGGUAUUCUUCUCUUUGUAGCCAUGAUCGUCUUCGGAACAAAUAUUGAUGAUCCCAAAGGCACGAUAUCGUAUGGCUCCGCAUUUUACUUACAGAUCCCGUCAGCAGUAUUUGCAUUUAUCGCUGCAUGCUUUGUUCACAGGUCAAAGCGGUCACACGGAUACGACGUAAUAAGCACAUGAGCCAAUCAAAAGGUGCAUCAAUUAGUUUAAGCUGACGAGAAUGAUAUUUCACAUUUGUCGAUAUUACAGUGAAGUUUUGACUAACGUUAGUAUCUGGCCUGGACCCAAACUUGAAUAGAACUAGAAUAGAUUUAGAUAAAAAUAAAUGCUAACUUCAGCUUAUGCUUGAAAUGUCA
Mercenaria mercenaria is the source of this 3106-nucleotide messenger RNA. RefSeq lists its product as uncharacterized. The coding region runs from base 2409 to 2930 and encodes 173 amino acids. Lineage: Eukaryota; Metazoa; Mollusca; Bivalvia; Venerida; Veneridae. The transcript has 5 exons. The record is from RefSeq and is a predicted model, not a curated record. Gene Ontology annotation, cellular component: plasma membrane.